UGGGACCGGAGGCAAAGGCAAAGGCGAGGGAGAAGCAGGAGGGGAGACGGGAGCUGAUAAUGAAGGCGAAGAGGCCGUGAGCCUCGACGGCGGGACCGGAGGGUCAGGUGGUCGGGAGGACACAGUUUGCCAAUGGUGAAUCAAAUAAGGAGGGAGGUCCUCGGUGAAGCACUCAUAAGAAGGGGCAGGAUUCAAGGACAGGUCGGCAAAGGGGAAUCGGGUUUCAUCAAAAAUGACAUGCCGCGAUAUUAUAACUUUUCUGUUUGACAAAUCAUAACAUUUAUAACCUCUGUGAUUCAUCGGAUACCCCAGAAAAACACACGGAGUCGAUCGUGGUUGUAAUUUGUUAAUUGUAGCGGAAGGAAAGAGAGGAAAACACAGACAACCAAAGACACGUAAGUGUGAGUAUGAAGGGUCACGAUGAUACAACAACUGAGUAGGAGAAUCAUUCUGAAGAGUCUUGCGGGGCAGAAUGUUCAGAAGGUACGUUGCCAUUUGAAGGGCAUCGCUGUCACUCCGCAUGCCGGUGGCCUUUUCCUCAGUCAGAGCACUUAUGCUAGUGAGAUCAUUGCCCGCGCCGGCAUGGCGUCGUGCAACCCUUCUGCUACUCCGGUUGACACCAAGCAGAAGCUCUGUUCUUCUUCUGGGACUCCUUGUGAGGAUGCCACUUUGUAUCGGAGUCUUGCUGGUGCCUUACAGUACCUCACCUUCACUCGUCCUGACAUUUCCUAUGCUGUUCAGCAGGUGUGCUUGCACAUGCAUGCUCCCCACACCGAGCAUAUGCUUGCUCUCAAGCGUGUCUUACGCUAUGUUCGUGGCACUCUGACUUAUGGUCUUCACUUGUAUCCCUCCCCUAUUGCGAAACUUGUUUCUUAUACGGAUGCUGACUGGGGGGGAUGUCCUGACACCAGACGCUCUACUUCUGGCUACUGUGUUUUCCUCGGUGACAAUCUUAUUUCUUGGUCGUCUAAGCGGCAACCCACCCUCUCUCGCUCUAGUGCUGAAGCUAAAUACAGGGGUGUUGCUAAUGUUGUCUCCGAGUCCUGUUGGAUCCGCAAUUUACUUCUAGAGCUUCAUUUUCCUCUUUCUCAUGCAACAUUGGUCCACUGUGACAAUGUUAGUGCCAUCUACCUCUCUGGAAAUCCAGUGCACCAUCAGCGUACCAAACAUAUAGAGAUGGAUAUCCACUUUGUUCGGGAAAAGGUCGCGCGUGGCCAGGCUCGCAUCCUUCAUGUUCCUUCCCGUCAUCAGAUUGCAGACAUUUUUACUAAGGGCCUUCCUCGGGUCCUUUUUGAUGAUUUUCAUUCCAGUCUCAGCGUCGGUGAACCUCCCGCUUCGACUGCGGGGGUGUGA
Messenger RNA from Lotus japonicus, 1353 nucleotides. RefSeq lists its product as uncharacterized. The transcript has a single exon. The record is from RefSeq and is a predicted model, not a curated record. The coding region runs from base 421 to 1353 and encodes 310 amino acids. Lineage: Eukaryota; Viridiplantae; Streptophyta; Magnoliopsida; Fabales; Fabaceae.